GUAUUCACAAAGCGCAUGCGUACGUUCGGCGCCUGCGCCGCCCCGCCCCGCGCUGUGACGUCUGUCGUGUCCGCGUUGGGCAGCGCAGGGCGUUGCGGCGUUUGCGGAGCGGGAACUUGCGUAACGCAGGAGUGUCAGCCUUCCGCCGCUUCCUCUUUCUCCUGUUGAGGCCCAGCGCGGUUACUGACGACGAGUGCCGGCCGGACGGCCGGGCUCGGCGCCAUGAUACGGCGCACGAAGCCCGAGGUGGAGAGAUACGUCGCCUCCGUGCAGGCCGCCGCCUCCUCUCCUAGAGAGAGAUCUUUGAAAGGAUUCCUUUUUGCUAAGCUGUAUUUUGAAAUAAAAGAAUAUGAACUUGCUAAAAGAUAUAUUUCUAUUUAUCUCAGUGUCCAAGAGAGAGAUCCCAAAGCUCACAGGUUUCUGGGACAGAUCUAUGAAGCUCAGGAUAACAUAGAAAAAGCUUUUGGGUGUUAUAAGCGUUCUGUUGAGCUGAAUCCCAUCCAGAAAGACCUUGUACUGAAGAUUGCAGAGUUGCUAUGCAAUAACGACAUCACUGAUGGAAGAGCCAAGUACUGGGUUGAGAAAGCUGCCAGGCUCUUCCCUGGGAAUCCUGCUGCUUACAGAUUGAAGGAGCAGUUACUGGAGCAUAAAGGUGAAGAUGGAUGGAAUGAGCUCUUUGAUAUGAUUCAAACAGAACUCUAUGCAAGACCUGAUGACGUCUACCUUAACAUCAGACUUGUUGCAUUGUACCACUCACACAAUAAAUUAAGAGAUGCUGUGCUCCAUAUUCAGGAGGCAGAAAAUCAAAUACCUCUGGAGACAAGCUUGGAAUGGUGUUCCUGUGUCGUAAAGACUUUUCAGGAAUACCUUGGCUCAUCCCUGGACUUGGAAUCGAAUACAAAGAACUGGAGAGCUAUCAAGAGCGUUUAUCUACUGGCUCAUUCUAGCUUUGUUAAAGUGAAAUUUGAUUCGGGAGAUGUUCGAGAAUGCAGAGAGGCACUUGAAAGUUUUGAUCAUCUCCUUCACUCUGUGAAACAGUAUGUGAGAGAACCCGAGGAGCUGUCUCACUCCUUCCUGGAAAUGAAAGGGCAGCUAUACAUGCAUGCUGGAACGUUUCUGCUAAAACUGGCCCAGAACAACGAGGUGCAGUGGAGAGAUGCGCGUCAACUGGCAGCAUUGUGUUAUUUGAAAAGUUUCAACGUUCCUAAACCAAAGUCAAAACUAAUAAAAGCGGAUUCUGCUGGACAAUACAAGCUGGAAAUGCUGGCUUGUUAUUGAAAAAGCCAGUCUGGUCAUCUGUUGCUGAACUUAAGCCAUGGCAAGGAAGAUUUCUUGAAAGAAACUGUGGAAUCUUUUGCCAACACAGUGUGUUUACUGAAGUUGUUUGAAAGCCUCUUUGGGAGGGCAGCUUCUCGAGAGAGUUCUUUCCUUGGCACAGAUGAGAUGGGCAAUGUCAGUACACUAGCACCAAUGCAAGAAGAACUUUCUAAAUAUGAUAUUGGUGCUGUUCGACUGCACUGUGGUAGUCUCCAGCACCUUGUGUGGCUUGGCCUGCAGUGGAAUUCUAUGUCAGUGUUAUUCCCAGUGAGGCAAUUGUUAAAACAACUUUUUCACUUGCCCCAAGAGACAUCAAGACUUGAGAUCGAUGCUCCUGAAUACAUCUUCCUGUUGGUCCUUGAAGUAUUUCUACUCGGGGUGGUAUUCACUAGCAAGUUAGAACUGCAUGAGGAGUUUAAGACUCAGAAUGAAACGCAUCAGCCUCCUUUCUUACCUUUGCUGCUGUGCAAACAGUACUAUACUGAGAAUCAGAGAUCCUGGUGGGAUGCUGCUUGUACUCUUAUGCAGAAAAUAAACACACCAGACUCGGCGACAAAACUGAAGCUUCUUGUACAGCAUGGAUUAAGUACUCUGCGAGCCCUGGAGAAACAUGGCCUUCAGCCUGCCUUAAUUAUACACUGGGCAAGAAGCCUGCAAAAAACAGGCAUUAGUCUUAACUCCUUCUAUGACCAGAAAGAAUACAUUGGAAGAAGUGUCUACUAUUGGAAGAAAAUUCUGAUUAGUUUGGAAACCAUCAGAAAGAACAAAAAUAUUCCUGAACUGACUGAUCCUCUCUUCAAACAUUUCCAUCAUGUGGACAUUCAGGUCUUUCAGGUUGCAGCCUAUGAAGAAGAGGCACGUAUAGCACUUGCAGUGCUGGAUGCAGUUGAAGGCAAAACUGAUGAUGCUUUCCUAGCAUUUGAAGCUAUGAAGAAUGGUUCACACUGGAAUCUUGCCGAGCUUUGGCAAAGAAAGGCAGAUGAGUUUGUGAAUGAUGGUGUGUUGGCAGAAGCACAAGAAGAGCACAAACCCUGUCUUCAAAGAAAGCACUGCCUAAUGAAGAUCAUUGAUGAAUGCUCCUCAGAUCUGUCAGUAGCUGACAAAUUGCCAGUAUCUGUUGAAACUGUGACGGAAAUGCUGAAUGCAGUGAUCCAGGAGCUUGGAGAGAAUGAGGAAGAGGAAAGUUUUGCCUCUGGAAGGAUCUCUCAAGCUGCAGAAUCAGAAGUAAAACAUUCCAUUCUAUUAUCUAAAACAUUAUUGUUCUCACCAACUGACAGCUACAAGUUUUCUUCUAAAACUCUCCCUCAGUGGGCAGAAGAUGCCCAGUCUUUACUUCAAAUGCUCUGUCAGCAAGUGGAGGCUUUAAAGAAUGAAAUGCAAGAAAUGAAACUUAAUAGUUCCAAUGUAAGUGUGUCAUCUCAUCGGUGGCCUACUGAAAGCUAUGGAACAGAUACUAUGUCAGAUGGUUAUCAGAGAGCACAAAAUCUUCAUGAAGCUCCUUUAACAGUUGCUACCACUGGCCCAUCUGUUUACUAUAGCCAGUCACCUGCUUAUAACUCACAGUAUCUUCUGAGAACUGCUGCAACCAAUGUAACACCAACAAAGGCACCUGUCUAUGGCAUGAACAGACUUGCACCUCAGCAACAUAUAUAUGCUUAUCAACAACCAAUCCACACGCCACCUCUGCAAAACACUUCUGCCUGUGUGUUUCCUCAAGACAUCUAUGGUACACCUUUGCGUUUUGAGGCUCCUGCUGCUGGAAUCAUUUCUCCUCGUGGAGGUGAUGAUUACUACAACUAUGGGGUUCCACAGGCGAGCACAAAUCCACCACUACCCGAACCAGGCUAUUUCACGAAACCAUCAGUUGCAUCCACAACUUUAAAACCUGCAGAAUCCAAAGUGGUAGAAUUUUCAAAAGCUAAAUUUGGGCAGCCGGGGCCAGCUGAGGGAUCAAAGCCACCUCAGCCAACACCCUUUAAAUUCAACACUAACUUCAAAUCUAAUGAUGGAGACUUUACCUUUUCUUCUCCUCUAGCUGCCACACAGCCUGCUAAUGGAGCUUUUAAUAGCAGUGAACGCCUUUUGAAGCUUUUAACAUCAGACAAACCUUUACCAGAUGAGCGAUGCAUUGAUCAAAAAGGAGUUAACAGUCAUGCAAAUGGCCAAAGAAAUGUCUUCAGUUUCAGUAAUAAACAUACUUCAGGUGUCUCCUUUACAGAAAGCAUAGGACAAAACGUGCAUAAAAACCCAGCUUUUGAAAAGAGUGAUAUGUUUAACUUCCAGGAGCCAAGCAAGCAGUUAUUUGUAACUUCAAAUUCUGAUUUGGCCAAUAGAAGUCAUGAAACAGAGGGAGGAAGCACCCAUGGUGGAGAUGAGGAUGAUGAUGGACCUCAUUUUGAUCCUGUGGUGCCACUCCCUGACAAGAUUGAAGUAAAGACAGGCGAGGAAGAUGAAGAAGAGUUCUUCUGCAACAGAGCUAAACUCUUCCGAUUUGAUGCAGAAUCUAAAGAAUGGAAAGAAAGAGGUAUUGGAAACGUGAAAAUACUGAAACAUAAAGUAUCCGGCAAAUUCCGUCUCUUGAUGAGAAGGGACCAAGUACUAAAAAUCUGUGCAAAUCACUACAUAAAUACUGAUAUGAAAUUAGCUCCAAAUGCUGGAUCAGAUAGGUCAUUUGUAUGGCAUGCUUUAGAUUAUGCAGAUGAGCUGCCAAAGCCAGAACAGCUUGCAAUUCGUUUUAAAACACCAGAGGAAGCAAUGCUUUUCAAAAGUAAGUUUGAGGAGUGUCAGAAUACUUUAAAAACCUCGGGAUCUAGUACUGAUGCAUCCAUGACUCCAAGCACUGGAACUGCUAAAGAGACAACAACUCAAGAUAACCAGGAGUCUAGCGGGUCAACAUUAGGGAUCUUGAACUCUGUAUUUCGGUUCUCAAAAGACAGCGUGACCAGUGAAUCUGAUAGCAAAGGUAGUUUUACAUCAACUUCAACUGCCCCUACCACUUUUUCAUUUGGAAAGGAAGCCAUACAAACCUAUUCCUCUGGUGGGUUUGGACAGUCUCCCUUAAAGAAGAAUCAGUGGGAGUGUAAAGUAUGUUUAGUUUGGAACGAAGGAACUGUGAAGAACUGUGUUUCAUGCCAAAGCCCAAAUCCAGCUAUGUGGGAAACACACGCCCCAUUACAGGGAUGUGCUGCAAGUUUCAAAACCAGCCAUAAUAUUGCACAAGAGAGAUUUGGGUCUGGCUUUGCUAAAUAGGAAGGUCAGUGCGGCUGUAAGAUCUGAUUGGUGAGGAAAGAACCCACUGCCUCCUAACCUGUUGCCUGCCAGAAUCCAAGCAAAACUAAUACCAGAGCUUCUCUUCAGCGAUUCUCCUUUAAACUUGAGCAAGUAGAUGCUCCAAAGACCACUCAGAAUUACUUGGGGACUGCUUUUUCUCUGAAAGGUCAGUGGAACUGUUCUGUAUGCCUAGUCCAAAAUGAAGCAAGUGAUGAAAACUGUUGAUCCUGUCAGAAUCCUAACUCACAAUGUCAACCUAGUGUGCUAGUAUCUGUUGUUCAGACGCCUCCUGCUCCCAGCUUUGGUUCUGCUACUGAUGCAAGUAAACCACAGAAAAAUACGUUUGCUGAGCUUUUUGCCAAGAAGGAAGGACAGUGGGAUUGUGAUACUUGUCUUGUAAGGAACGAAGGCUCCUCACUGGCUUGUGUAGCUUGCCAAACACCAAAUCCAUCUAGUAAAUCCACCAGUGAUGCUUCAUUGUUUACUUCUGAUUUGAAAAGUAAAUCAUCUGAACCUGCUGGAGGACAGAUGGGAACGGGUUUUAAGUGUGAAUUCUUAGCAAAAAGCUUUAAGUUUGGUCAUGCUGAUCAAGGGAAAACACCAGCAUUUGCAUUUCAGAAUCUUGCAGAUGCAGAAGCAAAGCCUGCAAAAGAAGGAUUUAACUUUUCAAUGUUGAUGCCUCCAGGUGGAUUUAAGUUUGGCAUACAGGAACCCAAUAAAAAUACCACUAACAAAGAUGAUCCACCCAAAGAGUGUACAACAGACUUGAAAAGCAUUGAUGAAAAGGACAAAAAUGAACUGCCUUCAGGUAGUGGAGUUACACUCCAAUCUCAAGAAACAGCAGACAAAGACAAGGGCGAGUUUACUUUUGGCCAGAACAGUAGUAGUACUUUUACUUUUGCUGAUCUUGCAAAAAGUACCCCCAGUGCAGGCUUUCAGUUUGGCAAAAAAGACCCUAACUUUGAAGGCUUUUCAGGUGCGGGUGAACAGUUGUUUUCUUCAAAAGCUUCUAAAACUGGUCACAAAGCAAGCACCUCUACUGAUUUUGGUGAGAAGGAUGAUGAUGUGUACAAGACUGAAGACAGUGAUGACAUCCAUUUUGAACCAAUAGUUCAGAUGCCUGAGAAGGUAGAACCAUUUACAGGUGAGGAAGACGAGAAGGUGCUGUACUCCCAAAGAGUAAAGCUGUUCAGGUUUGAUCCAGAAACAAGCCAGUGGAAAGAACGUGGGGUGGGCAACCUGAAGAUUCUUAAAAAUGAAGUUAAUGGCAAAGUAAGAAUACUAAUGCGACGUGAGCAGGUACUGAAGGUAUGUGCGAAUCACUGGAUAACAACAACAAUGAACUUGAAACAGCUGUCAGGCUCAGACAAAGCGUGGAUGUGGAUGGCCAGUGACUUCUCUGAUGGUGAUGCAAAGCUGGAACAGCUGGCAGCAAAGUUCAAAACACCAGAGCAGGCUGAGGAGUUCAAACAGAAGUUUGAAGAAUGUCAGAAGCUACUACUAGAUAUACCACUGCAGACACCCCAUAAACUUGUUGAUACAGGCAGGACAGCUCAGCUUAUACAGAAAGCAGAAGAAAUGAAGACUGGCUUAAAAGACCUCAAAACAUUUCUGACAGAUGACAAAACUAAACUAGCAGAAGAAGAAAACGUAAACUCUACUUGUGCCGCUGGUACUUCUGACAGCCUUACAAAGCCCAGUGCUGAAGGUACUGGGCCUGCUGUGGAGUGGAGUAACUGUGAAUUGCGUGAAGAAGCAUUGGAUGACAGUUUAAGUAGCUCUGUAUACGCAUCACCUCUUGCAAGUAGCCCUGUAAGGAAAAAUCUGUUUAGAUUUGGAGAGUCUACAUCAGGCUUUAAUUUCAGCUUUAAGUCUGCCUUGAGUCCAUCCAAAUCUCCUGCUAAGCAGAACCAGAGUGGAACAUCUGUGGGCACAGAUGAAGAUUCUGAUCUUACUCAAGAAGAGGAGAGAGAUGGGCAGUACUUUGAACCCGUAGUACCUCUGCCUGACCUUGUGGAAGUGACUAGUGGCGAGGAAAAUGAGCAAGUUGUCUUCAGUCAUAGAGCUAAACUGUAUAGAUAUGAUAGAGACACGAAUCAGUGGAAGGAGAGAGGUAUCGGGGACAUCAAGAUACUGCAGAACUAUGACAGCAAACAAGCGCGUAUAGUAAUGAGAAGGGAUCAGGUACUAAAGCUCUGUGCCAACCACAGAAUAACACCAGAUAUGAACAUGCAACAAAUGAAAGGAUCUGACAGAGCAUGGGUGUGGACCGCAUGCGAUUUUGCAGAUGGGGAAAGGAAAGUAGAGCUGCUAGCAGUGCGGUUCAAACUACAGGAUGUUGCAGACUCAUUUAAGCAAACUUUUGAUGAAGCAAAGCAAGCCCAAGAGAAAGGCACAUUGAUAACACCUCAUGUUUCUCGUACAAAUACAGCCAAAGAAUCUCCUUGUGGUAAGAACGCUGUAGCUGUACUGGAAGAAACUACCAGGGAAAGAACGGACCUCAGCCAAGUUGAUGAUGCUUCUGAUACCACUGUAGAAGCUUCAGAGGUAUCAAGUACCUCCGAAACGCCAACAAAAGCAGUGGUUUCCCCUCCAAAGUUUGUUUUUGGAUCUGAAUCUGUCAAGAGCAUUUUCAGUAAUGAAAAGUCGAAGACGUUCACAUUUGGAAAUACUUCAGCCACCGGUUCCCUCUUUGGAUUUAGCUUUAAUCCUCCGAGAAAAAGUGAAGACGGUAUUUCAGCAUCUCAGAAAGCAGAGCAGAAAAAAACAGGAGUAGCUGAACCACCCCAAAGCUGUAGUGCACCUCAGAAACCUUUGGACAGCAAAGCAUCCAACCUGGCUCCUUCGGCGCAAGAUGGGCCCUCAAACUUCUCAUUUAAAAUUCUGGAAAAAGCUGAGAUGACGACUGUGCCAUCAGACAAUCCUCCAUCUGAUGGUGCUAUAAUUGCUGAUGAACCAGCACCUAUCCCAGAGCAGAGAGCUCUUGCUGGCUUUCUCAAUGCGCCUUCGAUGUUCUUCUGUUAUAAGAAUAAGCCUGGAUACGUACCUGAAGAGGGUGAUGAUGAAGACUAUGAAACAGCAGUUAAGAAACUUAAUGGAAGACUGUAUCCCAGCAAUGAAAAAGAAGGAAGGAAAUCACAAGGCGCCCCAGUCAAACAUGCAUUGGAGAGAGAAUGUGUUACUGCUGCAGAAAAAACUGCACCUUCUGAGGAGAAGGCUGAAGGAGAAACUCCACAGGUCCCUUCAACAUCUGUCUGUGGCGUUAGCAGUAAUGCGGAGGAUGCCAGUCGAGAAGACUCUCAGAAAGAAGUUAAAACUCAAAGAAAGAAAGAGAGUGAAGUUACAAGUUCAACUGACUUGGUCUCUACAAGUAAAGAAGAAUUACAUGCUCCUUCAACCACUGAAGCAACAGCGGUAUUUGUGCAGUCAGCUGCUAGCAGUGAAGAACCAGAUUCCACAGAAACUGCUCACGUAUCACAGAAUUUACCAGGAGGUGAUGAUAAACCUGUGGACCUGUCAGCUAAAAAAGAAAAUGAUUCUGAAUGCUCUGAGUCAACACAAGAACACAAACCUGUCUCGUUUGGCUUUGGUAAUGCUUCAGGCUUGUCGUUUGCUGAUCUGGCUUCCAAGAACUCUGGAGACUUUGCUUUUGGCUCUAAAGAUAAAAACUUCAAAUGGGCCAACACAGGAGCAGCUGUUUUUGGAGUACAGACGGCCAGUAAGGCAGAUGAAGAUGAAGGUGGUAGUGAUGAUGAAGUGGUACAUAGUGAUGAUAUUCACUUUGAGCCAAUUGUCUCCUUACCAGAGGUGGAGGUAAAGUCUGGAGAAGAAGAUGAAGAAAUUCUCUUCAAAGAGAGGGCAAAACUUUACAGGUGGGACAGAGAUGCUACUCAGUGGAAGGAGCGCGGUGUUGGAGAGCUAAAGAUCCUCUUCCAUACACAGAAGAAGUGUUACAGGAUCCUGAUGAGAAGAGACCAAGUUCUUAAAGUGUGUGCAAACCACGUCAUCACCAAAGAAAUGAACUUAGUGCCCUCUGAUACAUCAAACAAUGUUUUGAUUUGGACAGCAACAGAUUAUGCCGAUGGUGAAGUGAAAGUAGAACAAUUUGCGGUCAGAUUUAAAGUUCAAGAGCUGGCUAAUUCUUUCAAGAGGAGGUUUGAAGAAUGCCAGCAAAGCUUGUCAGAGCUACAGAAGGGCCACCUCUCUGUGGCAGCGGAGCUGUCAAAGGACACCAACCCUGUUGUGUAUUUUAACAUUUCUGCCAACGAUGAACCUUUAGGACGCAUAACCAUGGAGCUGUUUGCAAAUAUUGUCCCUCGAACAGCUGAAAACUUCAGGGCCCUGUGCACAGGAGAGAAAGGCUUUGGAUUCAAGAAUACCAGAUUUCACAGAAUAGUCAGUGACUUCAUAUGUCAGGGAGGUGAUAUAACUAACCAUGAUGGAACGGGUGGGCGAUCGAUUUAUGGAGAAGCAUUUGAAGAUGAGAAUUUCGAAGUGAAACACACUGGUCCUGGGUUGCUGUCAAUGGCAAAUAGGGGCCGGGAUACAAACAGCUCUCAGUUCUUCAUAACACUCAAAAAAGCAGAACACCUGGACUUCAAACACGUCGUAUUUGGAUUCGUGAAAGAUGGAAUGGAUGUCGUGAGAAAGAUUGAAUCCUUUGGUUCUCCUAAAGGGCUGGUAAAUGGAAGAGUCGUCAUUACAGACUGUGGGCAAUUAUAAAACGAUGGCUUGGAGUAUAUGGAUGUUCUAGCGAUAUGAGUUGGUAUUUAGAUGUUAUUAACUAAUUAUUUCAACUUCUUAAAAAUGGACACUUCUGAUGUAUAAAUGUAAAAUUACAGCUUAUAGUUGUUUUUUAUGUGUUCAAAUCGAUUUUUUGUUUGGGUUUUUUUUUUUUGCAUGUUAAAUAAAGUUCAGACACUGGCAUAUUUUAGGUGUAUUUGUGUUAUCCUGACAUUUGUAUUGAAUGUCAAAUUUUAAAAAUUAAACCUUAGUCUUGUUAAAAUAA
Coturnix japonica (Japanese quail) is the source of this 9595-nucleotide messenger RNA. The record is from RefSeq and is a predicted model, not a curated record. Lineage: Eukaryota; Metazoa; Chordata; Aves; Galliformes; Phasianidae.